Strongylus vulgaris is the source of this 201-nucleotide messenger RNA. Lineage: Eukaryota; Metazoa; Nematoda; Chromadorea; Rhabditida; Strongylidae. The record is from the annotation of a GenBank genome assembly.
GAGGUUCGUGGCCAUGGCCUGAUUAACAUCUCACCCGGAAUGCGGAUGACAGAAGACAUCGAAGAUGAUACCCUACAAUACCUACUUUGGGGCACUAGGAAAUAUUUGCGUAGCAUCUAUAACCUUAAAGAAGGACAAAUGGCCUCAUUUGAUGGGCAAAGUAUUAUCAGCUCACUAGGAGAUACGAAAAUUGCUCUCUAA